Messenger RNA from Thrips palmi, 2942 nucleotides. Its product is annotated as NFX1-type zinc finger-containing protein 1-like. Gene Ontology annotation, biological process: regulatory ncRNA-mediated heterochromatin formation. NCBI's taxonomy places the organism in Eukaryota, Metazoa, Arthropoda, Insecta, Thysanoptera, Thripidae. The record is from RefSeq and is a predicted model, not a curated record. Gene Ontology annotation, cellular component: nuclear RNA-directed RNA polymerase complex. The coding region runs from base 454 to 2643 and encodes 729 amino acids. The transcript has 8 exons. Gene Ontology annotation, molecular function: helicase activity.
AGCGUGUGUGUCGUCUGUCUUUCUGUUUAUGAAGUAAACAAUGUCCUGCUCUUGCACGUUUUCAAGCUGACAGUCGAUUGACCCGGUUGUAUGAAAUGGAGUUUAUAUUCCAUUGACAAAUCAGUUCCAGUUCUUUCAUUUAUUCCUGUCGUUGUGAUAUAAAUUUGGAUGAUGAAACUUGUGUAACAAGAUAGUCAAACCUCACGGAUGGAUUCCUUAGUUCUGUCUCCACGUUCUUCUCAAAUGCCUAGCUUUCAUCUGUUAAAUUGUUCAGAAUGGAGGAGAUCCUUAUUGGCAAUGAAUAGCACCAUAACCCCACUUGGAAAAUUUAUAGGAAGUCAUGCUAAUUUCAUGAAAAUCGAUCCUUGCAUUCUUCUUUAAGUAUCCAGCAAACCGUACCAAAAAGAAACUUUUACACGAUCUCAUACACCACCAGCAUACAACAGCCUUACCAUGGAUUUUCGAUUGCUACCAACUGUGCAGGAAAUUUUAAAUUCCACGAGCCCAGAUUUGUUUCCCAAUAUUAUUAAAGGGGAGUAUCCUGAUGUGGAUACCUAUUUGGACAUCCACUAUACUCUUCAACGUGAAGAUUUCAUCCGACCCAUCAGAGAAGGCCUUGCUGCUUACAGAAAGACUCCUGACAAUGGAAAGAACUCCAACAGUUUAAGGAUUUUCCACAAUGUGCAGUUUUCUAAAAUAGCCAGAAUCAGUCACGAAUUGGGCAUUGAUGUCCUGUUUAACACAGAUGACUGUAUUGAUGAAGAUUGGGAAAAUUCAAAAAGAUUCAUGCGAGGCUCACUCUUAAUAUUCACCAAAGAUGAUUUCAAAUCUGUGAUUAUGGGUACAGUUCUUCAGCAUAAUCCGGCUCAGCUCAGGAGAGGUUGUGUCACAGUGCAACUGAAUGAUGUUAGCCAUUGUUCUUUGGAAAAAAGUGUACACAAGUACACUAUGGUUGAACCAGACACUUACUUUUUGCCUUACAGUCAAGUAAUGAAAGUAUUACUGAGUCUUGAUGAAAGGUCUUUCCCAUUCCGUAGUGAAAUAAUCUAUGCUUAUAAGGGAGGCUAUGAGCUGGAGUACAUAGACCCGUCUACACGUUUUGAAUUGCCAUGGGGUGCUUUUGCACCUGCUAUGGAGAUUGAUAGGCACCUCUCAGCUCGAGAUAUGUGUUUGAAUGAAUCACAAUUUAAGGCUCUAACUGCAGCUCUCACAAACCGUUUAGUUCUCGUCCAAGGUCCUCCUGGAACUGGAAAAACUCAUGUUGGAACUAAAAUUGUGGAAAUCCUCCUGCUUAAUUCCAAAAUUUGGAAUAAGAAUAAUGAGACACCACUGCUAGUAGUAUGUGCUACCAAUCAUACUCUGGAUCAAUUUUUGGAGAGGCUUCUACCAUUGACAGAUAGAGUAGUACGGGUUGGUGACCAAUCUAAAAGCGAAAAGCUCGUUCCAUACAACUUGAACACCAUCCUGCGAAAUGAAGAGGAUCGUCAAAACCAGCCUGCUGCAAUGAGAAUUUCCUACAAAACAAUGAUGCAACAGUGGAACAUUGUUGAGAAGUACCAGCAAGUCAGAGACAAAGUGGGGCCAUCACUCGUUGAAAAGACCAAGUGGGAACAAGAAACACUUGCUCAAGAAAAGGAUUACUAUGACAGAGUUCAAGCAUUCAAGGAGGUGCAACAAGAAAAAGGCCUUCAGAAGCUGCAGGAAGCGCUCAUUGUUGGUAUGACAACAACUUGUGCUGCUCAAAUGAAUUCAGUACUACAGAAACUGCGUUCGCCUAUUGUGGUUGUGGAGGAAGCUGCUGAAGUCCUUGAAGCUCAUAUCAUUGCUUCUCUUACACAGUAUUGUAAACAUCUGAUUCUUAUCGGAGAUCAUCAGCAACUUCGCCCGUCGACAGCUCACCCAUACCUUUCGGAAAAAUGUCACCUGGAAGUGUCUUUAUUUGAAAGGCUUGUGAACAAUGGUGUUCCUUAUCAAACUCUGAAAACGCAACAUCGCAUGCGUCCGGACAUUGCUUGUCUGCUUACUCCAGUGUUCUACAGUGUACUUGAAAACCACCCUUGCACACUCAACCGGGAGCAUAUUAGAGGGAUGAGAAAGAACAUGUUUUUCAUGUCUCACUCUUUUCAUGAGAAGGAGCACAAGGCAACUCAUGGAUACUCAAACAUGUUCGAAGCUACAUUCAUCAUUGCUCUCUGUCAACACCUUCUGAAGCAAGGGUACAGGGCUUCAGAUAUUGUGAUCCUAUCCAUGUACAUCCAGCAAGUGAGGCUUUUGAAACAGCUGCAGUCAAAAGAAAGGGAGCUGAGUUCCUUAGCCAUUACUUCGGUUGACAAUUUCCAAGGACAGGAAAGUCCCAUUGUUCUCCUUUCUCUUGUGCGCAACAACAAGGGCACUAUUGGGUUUCUUCGUACAUCAAAUCGCACGUGUGUUGCACUAUCAAGAGCACGAAAUGGUCUAUAUAUAUUUGGAAACAUUGAUCUGUUGGCAUCUCAGAGCCCAGUCUGGGAAAAAUUGAAAGAAGUUCUCAACAAGCAGGGUGCAGUUGGACCAGGUUUGCCUGUUGUAUGCUCAAAUCACUUGACUUCAAACGUUGCUGAUUUGCGCCAUGUUGGAAACUUGUCAUCAUGUCCAAAUUGCUCUUAGAUUUUAGUUUUACUAGGUGGAUAUUUCCACGAUUCAACAGAACUUUUCUUUCGAGAACCAACAUUGUUUUAAUUAUGUUUGUUUUUACUUGUGUAUAUUGUUUCCAGUCCACAAUCACACUAUUAAAGGCAUGAAUUACUUAUAUGCCCAAGUGUCAUAUGGAGAAAAUUGUUUAUUUCAUAGAAAUUAUAAUGAACUGUAGCAUCUCUGCAUAUUUGUUGUUGCAUGCUUCACUUUAGUCAAUGAUGUAAAAUUUCAAAGAUUGUACGCACUAAAUUAAUAAAUUAUUCAAACAUUAA